AUGGAUCGUAAUCCUCUCCGUUGUGCUGUCGGCCUUGCGCCAGCCAUCCCGCUGUUGAACCCACAGGUGUGGCCCUCAAAGGGCACAUCUGAAAGCUUGCAGCACGAGCACAAGGGCACCCAUCUAUCAGAGAUCCAUCCCCAAGCAUCCACUCCAGACAUUGGCAUUGAAAAAAUUUCUUUUGGAUCGACGCCGCCAGAGGCCGUUCUAAAGCUUCGCCAGUAUGCGGCUCAGGACCUCAUGAUGUGCCGUGCCAUCGUCGUCACUCUUGAGCUGACUCGAAUGAGCAAGGCUCGCACGGGCAUACGGAACUGGAUGCUCUUUUGGAAGGAAAUAUACCGCCCCUUCCUGGCCGAACAGAUCAUUGCGGUUGUCAGCGCCGCGUCCCUGGAAAUCGAUCGACUGUUCAAGGCCAGCGCGCAACGACUAUGUCUAUUAGCCUGCAGCAUCGGCCAACGAAUGAUAGACCUGAGGACCUCCCAGGAGGCGACCAGUAUCUGGCGCCAGAUGGAACAUCAGAUCACCAGAUACAGAAAGCUACGGCAACGUAGCGCUCAGAUCGUUUUUGAUAAGCUGAGGUGCCGGUUGGAGCGGAUUCCUGUUGACAUAUCGGAUGACCUCUUUGAUGACCUGAAGAGAGGCAUAUUUGCGUUGGAUCCCUCUGGCAACUACCAUCCCGGAGACCCGAUAGCCGAGGCAUGGGAUCGGCGAGUCGAUUGCAUGGCCCAUGCGGAGGCGUAUGUCAGACAACAACCAGAUCUCCCGAGUAGGCCGGGCUUCAAUGAUGGCUUUCGCCUUGCGAUGAACGUCGCAUCCGCAGGGGCGGACGACCCACACACCGCCUACGGAAAUACACAGUCGCUGAGCGACUACUGA
Molecule: messenger RNA, 876 nt
Organism: Ophidiomyces ophidiicola
Lineage: Eukaryota; Fungi; Ascomycota; Eurotiomycetes; Onygenales; Onygenaceae
Exons: 1
Coding region: 1-876 (291 amino acids)
Source: RefSeq, a predicted model, not a curated record